AUGACGCCACGAAAACAUGGUGGAUCAUUGGAUGAAGAUAAACUUUUUGAAAAUGUAUCAAAAGAUGAUUGUGAAAUUAUAAAAAAGUUCACUUUGGGUGUAUGCGCUAUGGAAAGUAAAGUAGAAAGUGCACCUAUGGAAUGUAUAUUAAAACGGCUAGCUAAAAGUGGAGAUUUUAAUAUAAUAAAAUUUAAAGAAGAUGUUAUAUUAAAUCAAGAUAUAGAUUGUUGGCCAAUUGUAGAUUGUUUAAUAGCAUUUUAUUCAUAUGGGUUUCCAUUAAAAAAAGCCAUCGAAUAUGUGAAAAAAUAUAAUCCUAUAACAUUAAAUAAUUUAGAAAAACAAUUAAUAUUAAGAUCGAGAUUACAAGUAUAUGAAGAGUUAAAAAAAUGGAAAGUUCCACAUGCGAAUUAUGUGGUUGUUGAUCAUGAUACAGUAAAAAGAGGAGAGCACAUUUUUGAAGAAUAUUAUGAUUAUAUUGUUUAUGAUAAUAUAAGAUUAAAUAAACCAUUUAUAGAAAAACCAAUAAAUGCAGAUAAUCAUAAUAAUUGGAUUUAUUAUCCUAAAAACACAGGAGGAGGAUGUAAAAAAUUAUUUCGAAAAAUAAAAGAUCGAAGUAGCGAAUAUUGUCCUGAUAUACAUCAAGUUCGAACUAAUGGUACAUAUAUAUAUGAAGAAUUUUUAUCUACAUUUGGAACCGAUAUAAAAGUUUAUACAGUUGGUCAAAUGUUUGCACAUGCAGAAGCACGAAAAUCGCCUGCAUUAGAUGGAAAAGUAUGUAGAACAUCUGAAGGAAAAGAAGUUAGAUAUGCUGUUAUAUUAUCUGAAGCAGAAAAAAUAAUUGCGUAUAGAAUUGUUGAAGCAUUUCAACAAACAGUUUGUGGAUUUGAUAUUUUAAGAACAGCCAAUGGUCCAUUUGUAUGUGAUGUAAAUGGAUGGUCUUUUGUUAAAGGAAAUAUAAAAUAUUAUAAUGAUUGCGCACAUAUAUUAAGAGCUAUGUUUUUAGCAAAAUUAGAAGAAAAAUAUAAUAUAAUACCACGAGAUUUAGCUGAUAAUUGGUAUAGUAUUGAAAAUGAAGAAGAAGUUUUAAGAAAAACUUUUAGGCAACCUGAUGAUUUGCAUUGUUCACAUCAUGAAGAAUUAUGUUCUGUGAUUAUUGUUAUGAGGCAUGGAGAUAGAAAACCAAAACAAAAAAUGAAAUUUAUAACAAAUAAAACUUUAUUUUUAGAAUAUUUUAAUAAUGAUGAUAGUUUAUAUAACUUAAUUGAUAAUAAAGUUACACAUGAUGGUUCGACAGGGAUUAGUACAACUGGUAGUGGUAUUGCAUCUAACAGUUUAAGUAGCACAAUACAUUUAAAUAAUUCUUCUACUCCUUACAAUUAUGAUAUGUUAAAUAAAAACGGUUCUAAUUGUGCAAAUUUAAAUAAGACAUAUUUAGAAAAAAAUAUAUCUUAUAAUUAUAUAGAAAAACAAGAAGAAUCCAUAAAAAAACAAAAUAUUAAUUUAUCUAUUUCUAUUGAUCAUACUUCAACAGCCAUAAAAAGUAAUUCUCAAAAUGAUGAAGAAAGAAAAUGUAAUUUACAAAAAAGUUAUACAAAAAAACAAAUAAAAUUCAAAUCCCCAGAAGAAUUACAAGAUCUUUUCCUAAGAAAUAAUAUAAUAUUAAAUGAAAUUGAAAAAGAAUACAAACAUAUAAAAGAUGAAAUAAUUAAUAUUCAUAACAAUUAUAAUGAGCAUGCUGAUCAAAUUAGGGAUGAUAAUGAUUUGGCCGAAUUAGAAGCAAAACGUACAGAAUAUGAAGUUAUGAUUGAAAAUCAUAAAACAUUAUAUAAAAUUUUAGAAAGGGGAGAUGGGUUUACUGGAAUAAAUAGAAAAAUCCAACUAAAACCAAUCGACUUUGAAGUUAUAAAUGAUAAAAUUAUAGUAACAAAAAUAUUAUUAGUAGCAAAAUGGGGUGGAGAAUUAACCAGAAUGGGAAGGAGACAAUCCGAAAAUUUAGGAAAAAGAUUUCGAGCAACUUUAUAUCCAGGCGAUUCAGAUGGUCUAUUAAGAUUACAUUCAACUUUUAGACAUGAUUUUAAAAUAUUUACAUCAGACGAAGGUAGAUGUCAAAUAACAUCUGCUGCUUUUACAAAAGGAUUUCUUGACUUAGAUGGCGAAUUAACACCUAUAUUAGUAGCUAUGGUUAUAAGAAAUUCAAAAGCACAUAGCUUAUUAGAUGAUAAUAGUCCAAGCAUAGAAAGAACGAACUGUAAAAGUUAUAUUGACAAUAUUUUAAAUGAAAACAAAGAUAUUGAUGAUGAAUUAUUAAAAAAAUUAACAUGUGGGAAAUAUUCCAGAGGAUUUAGAGAAUCUUUAAAAAAGAUAUCAAACUUUUAUGAACUUAUGGAAAGAAUUAGAAAAACUAUUUAUGAAUUUUUAAAAAGCUUAAAUCAAGAAGUGCAGAAAUGGUUAAAUUUAUUUCCUUAUGAUCAAUAUGCAUUAUAUGUCAUUGAUAUUUUACAUGAAAUACAAGUUAGAUGGAAAUCGUUAACAAAAAUGUGGUAUAAAAAAAAUAUAAAUAAAUAUGAUACUUCUAAAAUUCCAGAUAUUGUAGAUAAUGUUCGAUUUGAUUUGAUACAUCAUCAUUCUUAUUUAGGGAGUGGGCUUGAUAAAGCUUUUGAAAUAUAUAAUUUAAUCGAACCUUUAGCAAAUUUUAUAUCACAAGCAGAAUAUGGCAUUACACCUGAAGAAAAGGUUAAAAUCGGAGUUAAUAUUGUUGGGAAAUUACUUCGAAAACUUAUACAUGAUGUAACUUAUUAUAGAGAUGAAGAAGACAGAAAUAAAAAAAAUGCAAAAGGAAAUACUGCUAUCAAAAAUGCGUACCAUAUAUCUUAUAUUCAUUCUCGUUCCAUUGCUCGUAGUGAAGAUCCUAAACAACAUUCUUCACAAUCAGCUUCCAAAUUAACAGAACUUGGCGCAGAAUCGAUUGACUGCGAUUCACUAAAACCAUUUAGUGUUUGCAAGGACGAUGCAAAAAGAAAUUUAUUAGAAAGUUUUCCAUUUACCAAAUUAGGUAAUACUGAUAAGAAAAUUGGAAAGGAUUAUAAACCAAGUGGGGAUACACAAUUAUGCAAUGAUGUUCGAACAGAUAAACACAUAUGUUCGAUUAGUAACAAUUCAGAUUCUUCUGAAAUAUUGGGUGAUAAAAGUUCAAAAUUUUAUAAUGCAUCUAUUUUAGAUGCAAACAGAACUGUCAAGAAUGCCUUUUUACAUAAUCAUUUUAUUUCGCCUCUAAAAAAUGAGGAAAGGAAAUCGAAUCCAAACUUAUUCAAUAUUAGAAAUGUAUGCACCGAUUACAAAAUAAGUAAUAAUAAUAAUAAAGAAAAAUUAAAUGGAAAUAUAAAAUCAGAUAAUAUUGAAAAUAGUAAUAAUAUUGAAAAUAGUAAUAAUGCUGAAAAUAGUAAUCAUGUUGAAAAUAGUAAUAAUAUUGAUAGCCAUCUGGAAAAUAAUUACACAAUAAAAAUCGGAGAAAAUAAAUCACAAAAUGUUGAUAAAAACAGAACUAUCGAACCGAAUAUAAAUACAAACAAAAAGGAUAACUUUGAAAUCCAGGAUACAAAUAACGCAAAUAUAUUCCCGAAUAAAAAUUCAACUAAUAGUAAUAGAAACAUUAUGAACACGCCACAUCGAAAAAAUUAUAAUAUUGGUACAUCUAAUAAUAAUAAUUAUGCAAUUAAUAAUUCUAUUUAUAAAUUGGGCUCUAAUUAUAUGAAUAGUGAAGAUACAGAUGCAAGUAAUUAUAUAAAUAACUAUUCAUAUAAUAAUUACACUAAAGAUGAACUUCCUAAUAAAUUUUUAAAUAAAAAAGAAGCAGUUGUUAUAAAUUCUUCUGAUUUAUGGGCUCAUCAAAAUAAAUACAGAAAAGAAAAUAAUGAAAAACAAAAAAUUAAAAAAAUCAAAAAUCAAAAAGAAGUAGAACCCAUUGAAAAACGUAGGGAUAUUGUUAAUGGAAAUACAAGUGCAGAUGCAAAUUCCGAUUUAAUUUUAGACAAAUAUGGAUCUGAAUUUAAUAAAUAUGAAGGUAACAAUACAACAUUUGAGAAUGUAAAAGAAAAUUUUAGAAAAAGUGCAACGAAUAAUUCUAAUAAAAAAUUAUACACAAAAGAAUCAAAUAUUAAGGCAUCAAAUUCCGAGAUUGACAAGGAAACAUGUGGAAAUGUCGAACAAAUUGAAAAUGAAAAUCGCGACAAGUGUAUAUCAAAGCAAGACAUCAAAAAUUCGAAUAAUCAAUCUUUACAAAAUAAUAUACUUGUAAAAGAAAAUAACAAUAAACUAGAUGAAAAAAGUAUUAAUGAAUCUGAAAAAGAAGGAAAGAAAUGUACAUAUUAUAAAGAAGUGGAUAAAAAAAUAGAAAUAAAAGUAGAAAAAAAAGAUGAAACAAAUAAUGUAGCAAAAAAUCAAGAACAAGAAAUCGAAAAAAAUGAACAAUUAGAAGAUGUAGAACAAGAUGAACAUGAUGAAGGUGAAGUACAUGACGAUGGAGAAGAUAUAAUACGAUUAAAAGAAACAGAUGCAAGAAGGUUAGGAAUUAGAUCCCCUUGGAGAAUGGUUAGAUCCAGAUAUUAUGUUACAUCUGCAUCUCAUAUGAUGUCUUUACUAAAUAUAUUAAUACAUUCAAAAAAUGCAGAUAAUUCAAUAAGUCAGAAUAUUAUUGAUAAUGAUUCUAUAAAAAGUAUAGGAGAUGUUACAGAUUUGCAUUAUUUGUCACAUCUCGUUUUCAGAGUUUGGGAAAGAAAACAUCUAAAAAGAAACGAUAGUAAUCGAUUCCGUAUAGAAAUUUUAUUUAGUUCAGGUGCCAAAGAUGGAUUCGGACAAAAUUAUGAACUUUUAGAAAAAGAUGCAAAAGCACAACAACAAAAAUAUGAAAGACAUAUUAACAAAUAUUUAGAUGAAAAUAAAAGAGAGUUAAAAAAUGAAAGCAAACAAAAUGAUUUAUCUGGGUCAAAAGGUGAUGAAAAUAUACUUACUAAAUCAAGUAGCAAAAAUAGAGAAAAUCAAAAUAUUAACAAAUCUUCUAUUAUUGAAGAAGAUGAUAAUAAUAAUAAUAAUAAAAUAUCAGAACACUUAAGUAAUGUUACAGAAUUAAAGAAAAAUGGAAAAAGUGAGCAACUCACAUCUAAUAUGCUCGAAAAAGAAGGAAACAAAAAAUAUAUAUUUGAUUCGAUUCCAAAUAUAUUGAAUCAUUCAUUAAACAGGCCUCUAAUCAAUUAUAAAGAAGAACAAGAAAGUCAAAGCAGUGUUAAUACAACUAUUCCAAAUCCAAUUGAAAAUAAUGUUAUAGGGAAUAUUAACACGAAUCUCGAUUCAAAGAAUCAAAAAAUUUUCACACCUACAACAAAAAAAAUUAGUGAAUCUGGAAAAUCAUUAACAUCUAAAGAUGCAUAUAUCAGUAAUACGAAAGAAACAUUAGAAAAAAAAAUAUAUUCUUUUUCGAAUAAUUGGAAAAAUAAAGAAACAAUAUUAAAUUCUUUGAAAGAAUUUAGAUUCGAAAAUAAUCAAAAAAUAAAUAGCGAAUUUUAUAGAAAAGAAUUAUCAUACUCAUUUGAACAAUUUAGAGAAAAAAUUAAUACAUAUAAUAAGUCUAGAAAAUAUAUGGUUAGAUCUAUUAGCUCUAAUUUAAGAAAAAAUAUAUAUAAUAAUAAAGAUAUAUUAAAAUUAAAUUUUGAAAAAAAAGAAAAAGAAGAUAUCACAAAAGACAACUUAUUAACAUAUGAAAACGAAUGUGUCCAAAUAAGAUCCACUGAAAAUAUUAGAAAAUCUUAUAGAAGUUUUUCAUAUCGAAGCAAUGCAUCUUUACAUACAGAUUUAAAAGAUAUAGACACUAAUAUUAAUAGUAAAAUAAAAACAAAUAUAAAUAAUAUGAAUAGCAUAGUACCUAACGAAAAUAAAAGUAAAAUAAAUUUUGAAAAUGAUUUUGAGAAUAAUAAAGAUGACGAGGAAAAAAAAAAUAUUUUUUCUCAUGUUUUUCAGCAUUUUAAUGAAAAAAAAAAAAAUUCAACUUGCAAUUUAAAAUUUUUUUAUAAAACUUAUAUGCCAGAUUAUGAAAAGAUUAUAGAAAAUGAUAAAAAAUCUGAAACAUUUGAUGUACCUCCAUAUUGUGAAUUAGCUCCAUUAAUUGUUUUAACAAAAAAUUGUCAGUUAUCUACAUUUGAAAAUAUAUUAACACAAAUUGUAAACAAAUACUCUAAGACAAGUAAAAAUAAGGACAAAUUAAAAUCUCAGAAAAAUGACAAAACAUAG
Plasmodium berghei ANKA is the source of this 6279-nucleotide messenger RNA. RefSeq names its product acid phosphatase, putative. The transcript has a single exon. NCBI's taxonomy places the organism in Eukaryota, Apicomplexa, Aconoidasida, Haemosporida, Plasmodiidae. The record is from RefSeq and is a predicted model, not a curated record. Gene Ontology annotation, biological process: inositol phosphate biosynthetic process; inositol metabolic process. Gene Ontology annotation, molecular function: inositol hexakisphosphate kinase activity; diphosphoinositol pentakisphosphate kinase activity; 5-diphosphoinositol pentakisphosphate 1-kinase activity. Bases 1 to 6279 code for a protein of 2092 amino acids.